Molecule: messenger RNA, 5879 nt
Organism: Myxocyprinus asiaticus (Chinese sucker)
Lineage: Eukaryota; Metazoa; Chordata; Actinopteri; Cypriniformes; Catostomidae
Product: BMP-2-inducible protein kinase-like
Exons: 16
Coding region: 761-4060 (1099 amino acids)
Biological process (GO): protein phosphorylation
Molecular function (GO): protein kinase activity; ATP binding
Source: RefSeq, a predicted model, not a curated record
UUGAACUUUAUCAUCAGUGUGACUGGGGGAGUUCCAGAGCACGAGGAAGCGCUCCGAUAGAUCAAAAAAGGAAAACCGUCCCUGCUCGGCUCGAAGUAUUUUUUGGGAUUAUUGGUUGUAGUAAUAUUUUAUCAUACACGGUGUCUUCUUCAUGCAAAUAGAGGAAGCCAGUCAGCUAGCGAGCUGGCUAUCUAAACUAUCCGAAGGGGAAGUGGCAGCAGUCAUCGUUUCAGAGUUUCACCAUCUGGCUCAACGGCUAGCCUAGCCUUCGCCUAACACACCCACUGUCUGCCUGUUUGUCGUUCACACUGGUUUCAAAAACCUGGACUUCAACCAGCUCCGGUUUUUAACUCAACUUAAAAGCAUGGUUUGGCUAAAAAGAGCAUUUGGCUGUUGUUAGCCAGCUAGCGAGGCGAAUGGUCUAUACAGCUCCCACACUGACUUGCUAGCCAGCCGAAACUAGAGUCGGCCUGACAAUACAGCGGCGUGGACUGGAUCAUUCGUGCUGUUGUCACUCAUUAACAACAGACUGCUGCUCUAACGGGUUACUUCUAAGCAGUUGCUUCACUGGCUUUGGGAGAAAUAAGAAGCAUUCAGUUACGCCUUUCUGUGACUGGCGCAUCUCCGGAGAGCAGAUCUCUCUCAGCAUGCAGGACAAAAGACUGGAGAUGAGCAGAUUGGAGUUUUAAUCACCUUUGGCUGUUUGGAACUGUCUUAAGUGACUGUCCAUUUGGGGGAAGGCAGGAACACGGAGGCAAGAAUGAAGAAGUUUUCGCGUAUGCCAAAGUCAGAGAGCGGAAGUCUCGGGGGUGGGUCUGCAUCUGGCACUGGAAGCAGCAACUACAUUGGAAAGGUGUUUGCUGUCGGUCGAUACCAAGUCACGGUGGAAGAGCUGAUCGCUGAAGGAGGUUUCUCCAUGGUGUUUUUGGCCCGCACACACAGUGGAGUAAGAUGUGCCCUGAAAAGGAUGUAUGUGAACAAUAUCCAUGAUCUAAACAUCUUCAAGCGGGAGAUCACAAUCAUGAAAGAGUUGUCAGGCCACAAGAACAUAGUGCGCUAUCAGGACUCAGCCACCAACGCAGUGGGAGACAGUGUAUGGGAGGUUCUGAUUCUUAUGGAGUAUUGCAAAGCUGGUCAGGUGGUGAAGCAGAUGAACCAGCGGCUGCACAUAGGAUUCACUGAGGCAGAGGUGCUCGGCAUGUUCUGUGACACCUGUGAAGCUGUUGCCAGACUCCACCAGUGCAAAACUCCAAUCAUCCACAGAGACCUGAAGGUAGAAAACAUCCUCCUAAAUGACCAGGGAAACUAUGUCUUGUGUGACUUUGGAAGCGCCACCCAUAAAGUGCUGCUUCCACAUAAAGAUGGAAUAACUGCCGUGGAGGAUGAGAUCAAGAAAUACACGACUCUGUCAUAUCGUGCCCCAGAGAUGAUUAACUUGUACCAAGGGAAAGCCAUCACCACAAAGGCUGAUAUUUGGGCACUUGGAUGCUUGUUGUACAAGCUGUGUUUCUUCACACUUCCAUUUGGGGAGAGUCAAGUCGCCAUAUGCGAUGGAAUCUUCACUGUUCCGGACGGUUCAAAAUUCUCUUCGAAAUUGCACUGUUUAAUCAGAUACAUGUUGGAGCCUGACCAAGAUAAGAGACCUGACAUCUAUCAAGUCGCUUACUUUGCCUUUCAGUUAGCUGGAAAAGAGUGUCCAGUGCCAAAUCUCUUUAACUCUCACCUUCCCAGCUCCUUGCCAGAGCCCUUUACUGCUAGUGAUAUUGCUGCUAAGAAGAGCCUGAUGAAAGCCAGAAUAACAGAUUCAGUUGGACCAACAGAAACAUCAAUUGCACCCAGGCAAAGACCAAAAGCUGCAAAUAGUACUGUUUUGCCUUUGUCCAGCUCUGCAACUCCUGUGAAAAUGACUGUACCCUCAGGUACGGUCAGUAAUGGCCAGAAAGAUCCUGGAAAUGGGCAGCAGUCAACUGCACAGAUGCUGAGCAGCAGUCAACAGAACAGAGUAUUACAGCAGCUGCAGCCUGGAGACCUCAGACUACAACAGUUACAUCAUCAACAACAGCAGCAGCAGCAGCACAAUAUGCACCACCAUCAACAGCAAGUCACUGCACAGCAGCUACAGUACAUGCAACAGUAUCAUCAGGCCAUGCAACAGAGUCUUCAGAUGCAGCAGCAGCAUAUGCUUCAGCAGCAGAUGAUGAUGCAGCAGCAGCAGCCCAUAUAUCAAGCCCAGCAACAACAGCAGGCUCACUACACUGCCCUGAUGCAUCAGUACCAGCAGGCCUUUGCCCAGCAGCAACAGCAGUGUGCUUCAGUACAACAGGUGCCCUAUAUCUCCCCUCUGGAGUUCCAGGCCCCAGUGGGCUCCUAUAACCCUGCCGGAACUUCCCCAGUAGAGACCCCCUUUGCUAAUAUCAGUAGAAACCCAGUGUCCACUGUUGAUGUCAUGAGCCCUCCUCUCCAGACUGUCAGUAACCCUCCUGAUAUGUCUGGCUGGAACCCAUUUGGAGAGGACAGUUUCUCCAAACUCACUGAGGAGGAGCUGCUUGAUCGAGAGUUUGACCUUCUCAGAGCAAAAAAGCCAGUAGAGAGAUCUGUCAGCAUGGUGGCCAGCAGCACAGACAGACAGCAGCCGGUACUGCAGCCCUCACACCCCGAGGAUCCUUUUGGCUCUGUGCCCUUCCUGGCCAACGCAGCAGGAGCUGGUGUGCACACAGCGGAGCAUCCAACUGAGAAUCCCAGUGUUGCUGUGGCUGCACUAACAGCCAUGCCAGAUGCAACCCUGCCAUCUGUCAAGGAACACAAACCUGCAAAAAAAAGUAGCUCCACUAGUUUGCUGCUUCAGAAAGCAGGGGAGGAAUCGGAUAGUGAUUUUGAGUCCGACCCACCCUCUCCUAAAAGCAGUGAAGACGAGGAGGUAGAAGAGGAGGAAGGUCUUAACAGUGAACAUGAAGACACUGAGCCUGAGAACCUGGGUCAGAGGCCAUUACUCAUGGACUCUGAAGAAGAUGUAGAGGAAGAGGAGGACAAACCUAGCUCAGACUCAGACUGUGAUCUAAGGAAAACAAAACUUCAGAUGUCAGAUGACAAGGCUGCAGUUUAUUUUAUGGGAAUUGUGAAAUCCGAAUCUAGAGCCAGUAUGAUUACUCCUUCCGAUUCGCCGAGUCUCACCGUACCUGCUGCAAGCAUUGUGGAUGUAUUUGGUGCUAUUCCUUUUGUUGGCAGCGGUCAGCCCAGAGUGUCACCAGAGAGCAUAGAUAUUUUUUCCAAAGCCCCUUUUAGGCAGGCAAGCCAGGACAAUGCUGUGGAAGAGACUGAUGUAUUUACCAAAGCUCCUUUUAACAGAAACCUCUCCAGGUCCAGCAGGAGUGGCGAUGGUCCCAGCAGCCAGACGCCACCCGUUUCCCCUGACAGUGUGGAUGUAUUUGGCUUCUCACCUUUCCAGCCCAGCCACGAAAUACCCACCUCUAGAAACCAGGAGGAUAUUUUUGGCCAAGCACUUUUUGAGGAAGCACCAAGCCCCCAGCAACAGAGGCAGAAACAGCGCAGCCUUCAAAGACUCUCUUCACGGCAAAGGCGCACCAAGCAAGAGGCCAGUGGCAACAAUGGGAAGCGGCACCAUGGCACACCCACUGGUGGCAGGAAGAGCAACAAGCCCAGUUUCCGUACCCCUGAACGGGUGCGAAGGCACAAGAAGGUUGGCAGAAGGGACUCGCAGAGCAGCAACGAGUUCCUCAGUACCUCUGACUCCAAAGAGAACAUCAGUAUUUUGCUGGGUGAGGUGAGGGAAAAAGGGGCUGCACUGCCCACUGAGGAGGCCUUGUUGGAUCCAUUUGGUGCCAAGCCAUUUCAUCCACAAGAUGGCAGUCGAUACAGUCAGCAGCAGAGCUUGGGAGACAACAAAAGUGGGACCAGCUCCCUACAUGUAUUUGAUGGAAAUAAAAUAGAUGACUUUGGAGCUGUACCUUUCACAGAACUGGUGAUACAAAGUGGAGCUCAGCAAACCCCACAGAUGGAUGUUGACCCUUUCGGAGCUGCACCUUUCCCCUCAAAGCAGUAAAUGUCUUGUCUUCCAGCACACUUGCAGAGAUAGUCUGCAAGGAUGCAGCUAUAUUUAUGCAAAGUCCAAGCAGCCUUCUGAAGUUUACUGAAUCGGUGGCAGCUUCUCUGUUUAUGUGCAGUCAUUAGCCUUUCAAUUAGAUAACAUACAACUUUUGUAGAUUUUGAAGUAUUUUAAUACUUAACUGGACAGCUAUAACACCUUUUUCAUUUUGGUAACUUAAACCUGUGGUGUAUAUGGAUGUUUUUGAAUAGGCUUUUGAAGCAUAUUCCUUGGCCUUUACUCGCAAGUAAGCCUUCUAUGCUGCAUCUCAAUAUGCGCUUAGUCAAAAGAAAUGCUGACUGUGUAUAAUCCUUCAUUUGAAUAGAAUGAGGAGGAAAACAUUACCAAUUUAAUACGUUUGUACUCCAUCACUGACCUGUAAGCUAAACUCCGAAUGUAGGUAAUUCCUGCAUGAUCCACCAUUAAACACCACGAAGCCUUAUAUGGGUAUGCCCCACCCUGCUUUACAGUACCUUUUAUACACAGUGGCUGUUGUAGCCCAUUUGUGUCAAUGGAAUCAUCUGUGUAGGCCUUCUCCAUUUUAAUGUCAUUCACACAGACCAUUUUUAUGCAGAUUUUUAUGCAUUUAAUGUUUUAAAUCCUUAUGUUGUGACAAUGUUCUUUCAACAUACAUGCAUGGAAAGGGAGUUAAAAAAACAAUAUGGCCAUACCAGUUAACUUGCCAUUCAUCUUACAAUGUUGUUGAAUAUGAUGAAAACAAUAGACUUAUAAUUAACAUUUUAUUAACUAUGCUCACAAGUUAUUCCCCAAGCUGACCUUUAAACUCUGAUGAUGUCUACAUCAAUAAUGCAGAUAUGUUUCAUAGUCUGUACAUACCAUCAACCUACAAUCAUGAACCUGUAUAUGCCUCGUAGAAAGGGAAAAUUAAAGAAUGUUCUCAGUGCAAUUUUAUAUUUAUAUACCAAUUGUUUGUUUGAAGCAAGUUUUAAAAAACAAAGGGCACCAAGUGUAUCACACAUAAAGGGUGUAAGAUGAACUGGAAAUCAGAUGAAAGGGCCAUUUGGAAAGUUACUUCUGAAUAACUAAGUGCAGUUGAAACAUUCAAGACUGUUUCAAGACUAUAUAUAUACACACACACACACACACACACACACACACACAGUACUGUGCAAAGGUUUUAGGCACUUGUGAAAAAUGUUGCAUAGUGAGGAUAUCUUAUAAUGGCAUAAAUAGUUUUCAUUUAUCAAUUAACAUCAUACAAAGUCCAGUAAACAUAAAAAAGCUAAAUCAAUAUUUGGUGUGGCCACCUUUGCCUUCAAAACAGCACCAAUUCUCCUAGGUACACCUGGACACAAUUUUUCUUGGUUGUUAGCAGAUAGGAUGUACCAAGCUUCUUGGAGAAUUCACCACAUUUUUAGGCUGCCUCAAUUGCUUCUGUCUCUUCAUGUAAUCCCAGACUGCUUCGAUGUUCAGUGGGGGCUCUGUGGGGCCAUGCCAUCUCUUGCAGAGCGCCCUGUUCUUCUAUUGUAAUCAUCUCUAUUUGCAAAAGUAAUGUUUGGGAGUCUAAAAUAUAUUUUUCCUAUUGAAACACUAAAGCUGAAGAUAUAAAUAACCAUCUUAAGACAAAUGUUUUUGUGAAACAUCUUAAGUGCCUAAAACUUUUGCACAGUACUGUAUAUAUAUAUAUAUAUAUAUAUAUAUAUAUAUAUAUUUGUUUUUUACAAAAAAAUAUUUUUUUUUUUAAACUCUGCAAGACUUUUUUUUUCUCAUUUCUUUAAUAUAUCUUACUUCACUCUAAUAAUGCAAUAAAAGGUUG